This is a messenger RNA of Salarias fasciatus (jewelled blenny), 681 nucleotides long. It is a transcript of the gene pin4, whose product is annotated as protein (peptidylprolyl cis/trans isomerase) NIMA-interacting, 4 (parvulin). Gene Ontology annotation, molecular function: peptidyl-prolyl cis-trans isomerase activity; DNA binding. Gene Ontology annotation, biological process: rRNA processing. NCBI's taxonomy places the organism in Eukaryota, Metazoa, Chordata, Actinopteri, Blenniiformes, Blenniidae. The transcript is spliced from 4 exons. The record is from RefSeq and is a predicted model, not a curated record. The coding region runs from base 102 to 485 and encodes 127 amino acids.
AGAGCACCCGCUUCUGCGCAUGCGCACCACAACAUAGCGUUAGCGCAUGCUAGUAGUUAUUACUCUGUGCUCGUUUAUUAUUUGCCUUAAUUCCGAUCAAAAUGCCACCAAAGGGGAAAGGUGGCAAGGGCGGUAAAGGAGCCGCUUCAGGAGGCGCAGAGGCUGAGAAGAAAGAAAAGGGCCCCAAAGGAGGCACCUCAGUCAAGGUUCGACACAUCCUCUGUGAAAAACAUGGCAAGUGUAUGGAAGCAAUGGAGAAACUUAAAGCAGGAGUUCGAUUCAGUGAAGUAGCUUCACAGUACAGUGAAGACAAAGCCAGACAAGGAGGUGAUCUGGGGUGGAUGACACGAGGAUCGAUGGUUGGACCGUUCCAGGACGCAGCGUUUGCCCUGCCUAUUAGUUCCAUGGAUAAACCUGUGUACACAGACCCACCUGUCAAGACAAAAUUUGGGUACCACAUCAUUAUGGUAGAAGGCAAAAAAUAGCUCAGAGAAAGAUAAAAAAAAAAACAAGGGCAAAGAAAAUGGUGCAGGUGUGGGAUAUUGUACACUAUUACACUAACAAAUCAGUUACAGUCAAUGUGUUUUAAUAUUAACCUUUGCAGCCACUGACCUCUCAUUAUUUUGUUAAGUAGUAACACACAAAAUGGCCAAAUAAAUGAAUUUUCAUUCUUGAAAUGCA